AUGGAUCUCUUCUUGCAUGUUGGGCCGUUGAUGGCACACCCUACACACACAGAUGACCAAACUGAUGCGUUAAAGCAUUCACGCGCUUUCACACUAUCUCACGAUGAGACUCUACCUGUCAACACAAGUCAACCCACUACUCAUACGGCGUCUGUACCAACACUCCGACGUACCCGACGAUUGAUUGCAAGUAGGCCAAAUGAGAACCCGCUCAAUGCCCGUGAUCUUGCGGUCGAGAAAAAUUCACAGUCGGAAGGUACGUCGGUUCCCGUCGCCAGGAGGAAUGCAAGCGGGAAGGCUCUUCACAUGCGCGCAACCAAACCGCUUUAUCCACCAAGUAGCUGGAAAGGAGAUAUUAGUAACGGUCGUGAUGAUGGUGAUAUCUUCACAAAAUCUUCAAUCAGUGGAUCUAAUGAACUCUUUUCUUCCAAGACCGGUAGAAGCCUCCCAAGUACCAACCAUGUUGAACGAUACAUUGGCAAAUUUAUGCAGAAGCUACCCGAGGAAUCAACUGACGAGUGCAAUUCCUCUGGGGAAGGUAAGGAGAACUUGGUAUCGUCAGCCAAGCCUUUACUCCAUCAGAACACUUCAGGACCACACACAAAGCCUUGCAACACCCCACGAGAUCGAAUAAUGGACCCCAAACCAUCGGCUCCCAAGAUCGGUUCAGACUGGUCAAAAGCUUCGUCACGAGCUUACAAACAGAGCAGCCGCAACGGAGCUACCACCCAAUCAGUAUUACCCGAUCCCGAGGUUGCCUACAGCCAAACGUUCUAUUAUACUACCUGUCCUCACACUUCACCACCUUGCUCGAGGCCUCUCAACGUCCAGCCUACCUUAACGACCUAUCACGAAAACCUACUCAGAUUCGCGCCCUUUCACCUUCGUAUACACCCCAUGGACCCAGCUCCCGAAAUUUACACACUGGAAGGAGCUUGUAGUCAGUGUGAUCUAGCUGCCCGACGUGAAGCAGAGAUCAAAGUCUUGGGUAAGUACAAAUCAAAGGUGGAUGAUCUCUCGGCGAGACUGCAUGAUUUGCAAGGAGACAUCGAUCUAGACUCUCCGACCUUACCUCGUAAGUGCUACGGUGGCACGAGCCAAAGUUCUCCACAUUCAAAAGCCAUGACUGACCAGACCAACGCAGUUUUUACGCCUGAAGCAAUCGAGGAAAUUCUAUCGAUCGAAACAGACCUUGAGUCACUGAUCAAGAGACGCGACCGAGAAGUCAAGUUCAUUUGGCGUGGAUAUACGGCACGGUGGGGACCAGCGACACUCGGAGUCUUUCGUGAUCAACUGCAUCCUCUCACCCGUACUAUGCAAACCGCAGCCACAAGCAAUGCUGAACAUGGUCUUUCUCGAUAUGGUACUGCAAGUGAUGAUGAGUCCAUCACAAGUACAGGGACAAGAUCUUCAGUUAAAGACGUUGGCUCGGGCUCUUCCGGUGCUUCAUCAACCACAUCAUUCGGCAGCGGUGGCGGAGCUACUCAUUCAUCUUCUACGCGCACUCGUCGUACACAAAACACGACGAACUAUCUCGCAUCAAGCCCUUGUGAUACACCUCAGUCCCGGUACUCCAAUGGCAUGCGCCAUGUUCCACUGCCUUCGCCUAUCGAUGCAACCAAACAGGAUGGUAGGAUGCAGAUCGGCUGGGUUCGACAAGAUCGGAACUUGUCUACGAAAACCCCAAGGAAUGUCGACUGA
This is a messenger RNA of Exophiala bonariae, 1701 nucleotides long. RefSeq lists its product as uncharacterized. The coding region runs from base 1 to 1701 and encodes 566 amino acids. The record is from RefSeq and is a predicted model, not a curated record. Lineage: Eukaryota; Fungi; Ascomycota; Eurotiomycetes; Chaetothyriales; Herpotrichiellaceae. The transcript has a single exon.